Pimephales promelas (fathead minnow) is the source of this 1140-nucleotide messenger RNA. The record is from RefSeq and is a predicted model, not a curated record. Lineage: Eukaryota; Metazoa; Chordata; Actinopteri; Cypriniformes; Leuciscidae.
AAAAGCCCAGAGUCUCACAACACAGGUCAAGAUACUAACAGGAUGGACAAUUUGGGAUUUGUCCUGGAAUAAAACACAAUUUUGUGGAAUUAGAACAUUUGUUGCCCCCAAAAAUGUGUUUUGGACUCCAGAUAUUGGUAUAGUGGAAAGCAUCAAGACAGAUUUUGGAACAAAGGAUUUUCCAAAUGUGUUGUUGUUCAGUUCCGGCUUUACAGCCUCAGUUGACUUUGUAUCUCUGACCACGGCCUGUAAGAUGGAUCUCUACAGGUUUCCCUUCGACUCCCAAAGCUGCAAAAUAACAUUUCAGUCUACGUUAUAUCCAAAGCAAGAGAUUACAAUUAAUCCAAUGUCUGAUCAAGAAUCCAUCACCCUUGUGUCACAUGAGCUCUUUCAGGCCCAGGGAGAGUGGGACCUCAUCGAUAUAACUCACUCUAGAUCUACCAUCACUAGGUGGAUUGUAUCGGAUCAGCUGAUAUAUCAGAUUAACAUAAAAAGGAGACCUCUACUGUAUGUCAUAAACAUUAUAGUACCGGUAUUUUUCUUCCUCAUUCUGGAUGUGGCCUCCUUCUUCAUUGACACAAGCGGAGGAGACAAGUUGAGCUUUAAAGUGACUUUACUGCUGUCUAUUUCUGUGAUGCUGCUGAUUCUUAGUAACACACUGCCCUCUACGGCUCAAAAACUCCCUCUGAUUGGGAUUUACUGCUGUGCGGUUUUCUGUCUCAUUGGCAUGAGCAUUGUGGAGACCAUCUUUGUGAAUUAUCUGAAGGUCAAAGCAUCCAACAGGGGAUCAGUGGAAACAACAUCUACUGUUACUGGCCAAGAUGGCGGUGUAAGAGACCCGCAGAACCCUCCAGCCUCAGUUAUAGAUCAGAAUAAAGAACAGACUCAUACCCUCGACAGUCUGAAGCAAAUCCUCACUGAAAUCUUGGCUGCAACUCGUCAAAAACAACGACAGAAGACGUGUCUGUACUUGACCAGAGUGGCAAGAAUCAUAGAUGUGACCUUCUUAGUUCUUUACAUAAUCACUAUCAUUGUCUUUCUGUCUGUGCUUGGGAAGCUUUGGAUUCCAUAGUGAUGUCUUGUACUUGAGAUCACACAAUACCAGAGCCCGUCUAACGGAGAGCCUUGGCACUUCCUAUU